CGGCAACCUGAAGAGUUUUCUUGCUGGCAAGAUUAGCCACCAUUUCGGCUGGACAGGACCUAGUCUGACACUUGACACGGCAUGCUCGUCAUCCAGUGUGGCUAUUCACCAGGCAUGCCGUUCCAUCCUUAGCGGGGAAUGUAACGGGGCACUCGCCGGAGGUGUCAACGUUAUAACGAGUCCCAACUGGUAUCAUAACCUAGCCGGCGCAUCUUUCCUCAGCCCUACUGGUCAAUGCAAGCCGUUUGACGCUAAGGGGGAUGGGUACUGCAGAGGUGAAGGUGUUGGUGCCGUGUUUUUGAAACGGCUUUCCUCUGCAAUCGCAGAUGGUGACCAGGUAUUUGGUGUGAUCGCGAGUACGAAGGUUUAUCAAAAUCAGAAUUGUACUGCAAUCACUGUUCCUAACGCAAUAUCUCUGUCGGAGCUCUUUACGGAUGUCGUGCGUCAAGCAAGGCUUGAGCCUAAGGACAUUACUCUUGUUGAGGCACACGGAACAGGAACUGCAGUCGGGGACCCAGCUGAAUACGAUGGCAUUCGAGCUGUCUUUGGAGGCCCUAUACGCUCCGAUGUUCUGUCGCUAGGAUCCGUGAAGGGCCUUGUCGGUCACACCGAAUGCGCUUCAGGUGUGGUCUCUUUGAUAAAGACCCUCCUUAUGAUCCAGCAAGGCUUUAUCCCACCCCAGGCCAGCUUUUCAAGCAUCAACCCUUCACUCAAUGCAAAGGCUGAGGAAAAAAUAGAGAUCUCGACCCGUUUAAAGCCUUGGGAUGCACCUUUCAGAGCUGCACUCAUCAACAACUACGGUGCUUCCGGGUCCAAUGCCUCCAUGGUUGUUACGCAACCACCAAAUCUGACGGAGACCCCCUCGACACCGUUGCCAGGGAAAAGCUAUCCAUUCUGGAUCAGUGCAUUUGACCAACAGAGCCUUCAAAGUUACGUUCGGAGGUUGCGCCAAUUUCUCGAAAAACAUGCGGCAGACAAAAACCUAAGCGUCGCAAACUUGUCUUUCCAAGUUGCUUGUCAAUCAAACUGGUCUCUUCCCCAAGCCCUGGUAUUCAGUGCCAGCACAAAGGAGGAGCUGAAUAGGGCCCUUGCAUCUUUUGAGAAAGGCAGCACGGAUUUCCCAUCUGUCCAGCUUCCGGAUCCGAAGCCCGUCAUCCUAUGCUUUGGAGGGCAAGUUUCCACCUAUGUUGGUUUGGAUCAAGAGGUCUAUAACAGCACUGCGAUUUUGAGACAUUACUUAGAUCAGUGCGAUGCCAUGUGCCUUUCGCUAGGCCUGCAAAGUAUCUACCCGGCUAUUUUCCAACGGUCCCCAAUCGAGGAUAUUGUUCAGCUUCAAACAGCGCUGUUUGCGAUGCAGUAUUCCUGCGCCAAGGCAUGGAUAGAUAGCGGACUGAAGGUUGCCUCGGUCGUCGGGCACAGCUUUGGUGAGUUGAUAGCUCUAUGUGUCUCCAAUGCUGUAUCGUUGAAGGAUGCUGUCAAGAUGAUUUCCGGUCGAGCCCGCCUUAUUAAGGAGCGCUGGGGCGCUGACAAGGGGUCCAUGAUCGCUGUCGAGGCGGACCUUUCCGAUGUGGAAGCUUUGUUGGCCAAGGUGAAAUCACAGAUGGGAUCUGAAACGGGACUUGCAAUCGCCUGCUAUAAUGCAUCAAAAAGCUUCACAUUGGCUGGGCCCACGAAAGACGUGGACCAUGCCGAGAACUUGCUGAAAAAUGACCCAGACUUCUCAGGAAUAAGAUAUAAAAGACUGAACGUCACCAACGCCUUCCAUUCGGUUCUCGUUGACGCGUUGAUUGAUGACCUAGAGAGUCUGGGACAAGGUAUCAGGUUCAAGGAGCCGACGAUUAAGCUUGAAAGAGCAACAGAGCAAGAGUCCACCAGCACAUUAAAUGCCAAUUAUGUGGCCACCCACAUGAGAAAGCCAGUUUUCUUUGCCCAGGCAGUCAAGAGGUUGUCAGACAAAUUCCCUGUUGCCAUUUGGUUAGAGGCCGGAUCGAACUCCACCAUCACGGCCAUGGCAAGCCGGGCUCUGGGUACAUCAAACUCCUCUUUCCAGGCCGUCAACAUUACUAGCGAGGGUGCAUUCCGGUUCCUCUGCGACACGACCGUGAAACUCUGGAAGGAAGGCCAGAAAGUCAGCUUCUGGGCUCAUCACCGCCUGCAGACACCUAUGUAUACUCCAGUCCUAUUACCCCCGUAUCAAUUCGAGAAGUCGAGGCACUGGAUGGAUCUGAAGGUACCCCCGAAGCCCGAAGCUUCUGUGCAGGUGGCAGAGCAGACAGCAAUUAUCGAGGCACCGAAGGGCCUGACGACUUUCGUUGGUUAUCAAGACGCAUCCCAGCGCUCUGUGAGGUUCAGAGUAAAUGUCACGACAGAAAAGUUUAACCGUCUCCUGUCCGGCCAUAUCAUGGCAAAUGCCGCUGCUGUCUGUCCCGGUAUGUUCCAGGUUGAGAUAGCCCUUGAUGCUUUGACGAGUCUUCGACCAGAGUUCCAGGCCCGUAGCUUUAUCCCAGAGCUACAUGACCUAAGGCAUUAUCAACCGCUUGUCAGAGACGAAUCCCGGGCAGUCUGGAUCGAAGCUCACUGUCCCAACGCGGAAGGCCUCGUCUGGAAUUGGAAGUUGACUGCAAGUGACGAUAAGGGAAGUGGUUCUGUAACCCAUACUUCGGGAACAAUCACAUUCCAAGCGGCGGACAGUGUGCAAGUCAAGUCCGAGUUCGAGAAACUUAGACGUCUGAUCGGCCGAAAGCGCUGUUUGCAACUCCUUGACAGCAACGUGGCAGACGAUAUCCUGCAGGGUCGCAACAUCUACCGUGCCUUUACGGAAGUGAUUGAUUACAAAGAAAUUUAUCGCCAUGUCACCAAGAUCGCUGGCAGGGAUAACGAGUCUGCAGGAAGGGUCAUAAAAACAUACGACGGAGAGACCUGGCUCGACACAGUCUUGACCGACUGCUUCUGCCAAGUGGCGGGUAUCUUCGUGAAUCUCAUGACCACUAAGAUUGAUUUGUCUGAGAGAGGAAUUUUCAUCUGCGACGGAAUUGAUCGGUGGUUGCGAGCACCUAAUGCAGGUUCAAACAACACUCCUUCGCAGGUUUAUGAGGUCUUUGCUCUACACCAUUGCGAAUCGGAUUCAAAGUAUCUCAGCGAUGUUUUUGCUUUUGAUGCUCGUGAGGGGUCACUUGUCGAAGUUGCUCUUGGUAUUAGUUAUCAGAAAGUCUCAAUCUCCGGUAUACGCAGGGUACUGUCGAAGGGCAUGCCAGCUGGGCUUCAACCACAAGUCCCUACUUCCCCUGCUGCAGUAGCCGCCAUCAAGACAGUAAGUCCUCCUCCAGUGGCAGAUUCUCCAUUGGUGGAUGGUUCGUCUACUGCGGUAAGCGGCACACCUCCGACAAAGAAAGCGCCAAAGGCACCCAGUGUAGAUAUCACUGGGAAGAUGCGGGAGAUCAUAUGCAAUUUAUCCGGUCUUGAACCUGACGAGGUCAAGGAUGACUCCGAUUUAGUCGAACUUGGAAUCGAUUCGCUGAUGAGCAUGGAGCUGGCCCGAGAGGUUGAUUUGGCUUUCAAGACCACUAUAGACGUCACUCAGUUGAUUGAUGUGACUGACUUCCGCAGUCUGGUGGAAUGUAUGCAGAGAAUCCUGGGCAUUGACAAUCAGGAGGACAACACAUACCUAGCUGAAGGCCUCAACGGACAUGAAGGAGUUGUUACUAAUGGAAAUGCCUAUCACGUCAACGGCACUAAUGGUGUCGUUAAUGGUAACGGUGUCUUGUUUCCUGAGCUAGGGGGUUCCAUCCUCCCAAAAUCAGCAAUCCUGGACGCCUUCCGUAUUGCAAAAGAGGCCACUGAUGACUUCAUCUUGAAUGGUCAACUUGGAACAUACUACAAUGAGGUCAUGCCAAGAUCGACUGAGCUCUGCGUUGCCCAUAUCGUCAAUGCUUUUGAACAGCUUGGGUGUCCGAUACGCAGUGCAGCAGCAUAUCAGAGGCUUGAGCGUGUUCCGUACCUUCCAAAGCAUGAACGAUUCAUGAACUUGAUUUACGGUCUUCUCGAGGAGGCCAGAUUAAUUGAUAUCAACGGAUCUGAAAUCACACGAACGUCUGUGCCUGUUUCGACGAAAUCCGUGGAAACAAUGCUGGAAGAAUUACUUCACGACGAGCCUCUCCAUGCGGCUGAGCACAAGCUCACAUCCCUGACAGGGUCCAAGUUUGCAGACUGCAUCACUGGCAAGGAGGAUGGGCUUCAAUUGAUCUUUGGGUCACCCGAGGGCAGAGAAAUUGUCACUGAUGUCUAUGCCAAAUCUCCUAUCAAUGCGGUAUGGAUCCAGCAGGCGGAAUUUUUCCUCGAACAGCUUGUGAAAAGGCUGCCCAAUACUGGUGAGCCGCUGCGCAUUCUGGAAAUGGGAGCUGGCACGGGAGGAACAACCGUGAAAAUGCUUCCGCUGUUGGAGCGUCUAGGUGUGCCUGUCGAAUACACAAUGACGGAUCUAUCGUCCUCGUUGAUUGCCGCAGCUCGCAAACGAUUCAAGAAAUAUCCGUUCAUGAAAUUCAAAGUGGUGAACAUCGAGUCUCCACCGGAUCCACAACUGGUACAUAGCCAGCAUAUCAUUCUGGCUACAAAUUGUGUGCAUGCGACCCGGAACCUGGAAAUCUCAACGAGAAAUAUCCACCGUAUUCUGCGACCAGACGGAUUCCUACUUCUGUUAGAGAUGACCGAACAGGUACCUUGGGUCGAUUUUAUUUUCGGCUUGCUAGAAGGAUGGUGGUUAUUCGAAGACGGUCGGCGACAUGCACUUCAACCCGCAACGCACUGGAAGAAAAUCCUCACCUCCGUUGGAUAUGGUCAUGUCGAUUGGACUGAAGGUACUCGGCCAGAAGCCAAUAUUCAGCGCCUGAUCAUUGCUCUUGCAUCCGAACCCAGGUAUGAUCAUACGCCCCAAUCACUCCAGCCGCCGGUGCAGGUCCCAUUGACAGACAUCGCAGGGCGCCAAGAGAUCAUUGAUACAUACAUCCGUGAAUAUACUGAGGACUUCCGCGCACUCCCCAUCCCAGGUAUACAGCAAGCCGUUAUGCCCGCUCCCACAGGACACUGUGUGCUUGUUACUGGUGCCACGGGAAGUCUCGGCUCCCACGUUGUGGGCUAUCUCUCGAGGCUUCCUAAUGUCCACACGGUGGUCUGUCUGAAUCGACGGAGUACUGUGCCCGCCACCAUUCGUCAAGAGGAGGCUUUAAAGGUCCGGGGAAUCUCGCUUGACGACAAUUCUCGGUCGAAGUUGGUAGUUCUCGAAGUAGAGACAGCAAAGCCAUUGCUUGGGCUGCCAGUGGAAACCUACCAGAAGCUCGUGAAUACCGCAACGCAUAUUGUUCACAGCGCUUGGCCAAUGAGUCUUACCAGACCGAUCCGAGGCUAUGAGAGUCAGUUCAAGGUGAUGCAGAACCUCAUCAAUCUCGCACGAGAGGUAGCCGCAUGGCGGCCGGUACCAUUCAAGUUCAGCUUCCAAUUCAUCUCAUCGAUAGGGGUAGUCGGCUACUAUCCACUUCGCUACGGGGAAAUCAUUGCUCCGGAAGAGACUAUGACCGCAGAUUCCGUCCUGCCAGUUGGAUAUGCCGAAGCAAAGCUAGUCUGCGAGCGCAUGCUGGACGAGACGCUGCAUCAAUAUCCAGAUAGGUUCAGACCAAUGGCAGUAAGGAUUGCCCAAAUUGCUGGCUCAACAAGCAACGGGCACUGGAAUCCAGUCGAGCAUUUUGCAUUCCUAAUUAAAUCGUCUCAGACGUUGAAAGCGCUUCCGGACUUUGAUGGUAGCCUCUCGUGGUGUCCGGUCGACGACGUUUCCGCGACACUGGGCGAAUUAUUGAUUUCUAACACAACGCCCUAUUCGAUCUACCAUAUCGAGAAUCCGUCAAGGCAACAAUGGCGGAAAAUGGUGAAAACGCUGGCCCAGUCACUUGACAUCCCACGAGACGGUAUUAUUCCUUUCGAUCAAUGGAUUGAACGAGUCCGAAAUUCCUCGGCCUCAAUCAACGACAACCCGGCCAGGCAAUUGCUGGAGUUCUUCGACCAGCAUUUCAUCCGAAUGUCAUGUGGUAAUUUGAUACUAGAUACGACUAAGACGAGAGAGCAUUCAGCGACUUUGCGGGAAAGGGGUCCUGUAGGCCCAGGUUUGGUGGAGAAAUACAUUUCUGCAUGGAAGACCAUGGGAUUUCUAGAUUAAGAGCGUGAUGUUAGUUUGGAGUAUGUGAUGGGUCAGUCACGGUGCUACAAUAAUGAAAAUGUUUUCUUUUUCUUUUUCUUUUUUUUUUUUUUUUUUUUUUU
Monascus purpureus is the source of this 6303-nucleotide messenger RNA. The record is from the annotation of a GenBank genome assembly. Lineage: Eukaryota; Fungi; Ascomycota; Eurotiomycetes; Eurotiales; Aspergillaceae.